AUGCCUUACUGAUGCCCAGCUGACAGGCUGUAGUUCCCGGUACAUGCCCAGGGUCCAGGAUGACAAGCUGCACAUUGUGCUGGACACCCUUAGAUUCUACCAGGUGGAUGCCAAUAUGGCAAGUGCCCACCCCACCUUUCCUUAUGGGUUUUCUUUGUAGUUAUGUCAAAGUUUUAAUAGUCUUCUCCUUGUGGUCUGCACCUUUUGACCAUUCUGAUGUCCAUUCCAUCUCCACAGAUCUUCAUCACCUGCCAUCUGAAGGCUGUCCCUGCCAUGUUUGCUGUGAACUCCAGGAACAGAGCGUGCUCCUUCAUUGAGAACAGGUAUGAGAUACAGAUGGGGCAUCCUGCCUCUUGUUAAAACUGUGUAGGCUGCGAACAUUUAAUUGGGUUUAUUCAUUAGUGCCGCCAGAGGGUUUCAUUGACAUCUGUACAAUAUUGUGUUGUACUGUAAAGGUAGGAGUUUUUAUAAUUCUAUGUAAUUGGGAAGUUAUACGUUGCCAAAUGGAUACCGUAAAAAAGUAUUUACUGUGGAUGGCCUAAAUAUGAGGGCAAACGAUGAACUUUGACCUGCAAUCAAAUUAAACCCAGGUUCCCAAUUGACCAUGCAUUCUCCUUCCAGAUGGGAACAACCAGGCGUAUAGAAGCUGUGAGGUCUCCAAACGCUUCGAAGAACCUACUGAGGCCCCUAUGACUACCCCAACAACCAUCAACACCAAGAGGCCUAUUACUCCGAAACUGAAUCCAGCCAGCUUCUUCCGCGUCCGCCCGGGCCAGCGCAGGGAGCAGCUCCCGAUCCAAAAACCCUUACUCUGGCAUGUGGAAAAGGGGAACGGACACAAAGGAAGGUGGGUUACACACAACACAAAGCCAAUCAGAGGCAACCUGGAUGCCUUGCUCAGUACUUGAGUAUUUAUUGGCUUUUGUGUUUCUCCAAUGUGUUUCUCCAAUGUGGUUUUUGCAUGUAUGGGUUUUCCUCAAAUAUUUCCACUGUCCAGCAAUGUGCUCAAGCUAGAAUGGAAGCAGAAUGAAUUUUGCACACCUCUUGAAGAACUCCGUUUGAAUGUGAAAACCAAUGAAAAUGUUCAAAUACCUCUGCUCUGUUGUGAAGGUUUAACUCAAUCAUUAAAUGCUAUUUAUUUCAGAAUGGAGCAAGACAACAAUCCUGGGGCCCCUGAUCAUUGUCCCUACUCAGGAAGUUAUCAUCUUGGAAAUGGUCUCUACAACAACACUCCGGCUGACAACGAUAUUAGUAGAGACUGUAGACUCCUCAGAGGCAGUCCAUCCCAAGGAGCUGCCAGAGGCUAUGACUGUCCUGCCAACAGAACCAGUAGGCAUCUCUAGGGGCACACCA
Coregonus sp. 'balchen' is the source of this 1353-nucleotide messenger RNA. NCBI's taxonomy places the organism in Eukaryota, Metazoa, Chordata, Actinopteri, Salmoniformes, Salmonidae. The record is from the annotation of a GenBank genome assembly.